UUCAGAUUGUUUCCAUGGAAACCCGGUUGCACCAGCUUGCUCAGCCCAAACCCAACCAGCUCCAGUUCCCGGACCGUCGCUCUGUUUACUGGCUGGAGAAGCUGCCACCAGAAACAACCAGGUCCACCACCAAAAUAGAGUUAACGCCUCGUUGGUCUGACCUAUGCAAAACUAAAAAGUUCUACACCAAAGUCACAGUUUCUCCCGUGUGGGAGGUGAGUGAGUGGGCUCUACAAUUUGAGCCCUCCAAACGGUUAUGCAGCAUGGCAGAGCCUCGAGCCCCUGUGGCUGGCUGGCAGCCAGAUCGUCCUCUGCUGGCUCCUCUGAGCAGAGCCAGUCUGAGAGCAGAGGCCUCCACACGGAUUUGCCAGCUCGCCCAGCCAAUGAGAAGGCAGGUUCUGGAGGGAUCCAGCUGCAGAUCUAAACCUUUAUCCCUGACUCACUUGGCCUCCAAAGCCUCAGCACACAUAGAGCUACUCGCCACACCAAAACACAACCACCCCAAGUUUGAAGGAGAGUGCUCAGCAUGUUGGCCCAUUUCCAGAGCGGCCAGAAGAUAUGUGCCCACCCAGAGACUUCUGGACUUGUCCUGUCCCAAAGAGAGGACAGCUCUGUUUGAAGCAUACGACCCAUACGCGGUCAGCCGGGCAGCCCGCUCGGCCGCCCCGUCUCCUCGGAUAAAGGAACUCUGUUUGCCUCUACCUCGUAAAUGUAGCUCA
Menidia menidia (Atlantic silverside) is the source of this 719-nucleotide messenger RNA. Lineage: Eukaryota; Metazoa; Chordata; Actinopteri; Atheriniformes; Atherinopsidae. The record is from the annotation of a GenBank genome assembly.